AUGGCAAAGCAACGAACCUACAAGGACUUCACAUUCAUGGCCAACACAAUGUUUCAGACUCUGGGCUAUGAUUUAAUGGACUCACCCAGACCCUGGUGGCAAAAGUUACUCCUUCGCAGCUACUUCCUGUUGUGCAUAGUGAGCAAUUGCUACGAGGCCUGCUUUGUGACCUACAGAAUACUGCAGUGGGAGUCCGUGGCCGGAAGUCCCUCCAAAAUCAUGCGACAGGCUCUGCACUUUUUCUACAUGUUCAGUGCUCAGUUGAAGUUUGUCACCUUCAUGAAAUACCGGAAAGAGUUGCGAUUGCUAAACCAGAAACUGAAGGACUUGUAUCCUUCCAGUGAAAGUGAGUGCCGGGAGUACAAUGUCAAUAGGUUUUAUCUCUCGCGUACCACCCGAUAUGUCCUGUUUUUCUACUACUUUGUGAUAGUCUUUAUGGCCCUGGGUCCUCUCCUGCAGUCGUGCAUUGUGUACCUGAUCCGGUAUGGCAAGGUUGAGUUCCUGUAUCUUCGCAUAUUUCCCACGCAGCUUAGCUUUAACACGGAAAACCCACUGGGCUAUGUGUUGGGCUAUGUCAUAGACUUCACCUACAGUCAGUUUAUUGUUAAUGUCAGUCUGGGCACAGACCUCUGGAUGAUGUGUGUUUCCAGUCAGAUUUCCAUGCAUUUUGCUUAUUUGGCCAAGAUUUUAGGUGAAUAUUGUCCAAGUGAAGAGAAGGAGCAGCUGGACUGCCAGUUCUUGGCCAGCUUGGUGAGGAGACAUCAGGUUAUACUCAGCUUACACAAGGACUUAAAUCGCGUAUUUGGACUUUUAUUGGCCUCCAAUCUUUUCAUAACCGCCAGUCUCCUCUGCUGCAUGGCUUUUUAUACUGUGGUAGAAGGUUUAAAUACGGAAGGCAUCUCCUAUAUGAUGCUCUUUGCCAGUGUGGCAGCCCAGUUCUAUAUGGUCAGUUCCUAUGGACAAAUGUUAAUUGAUUUGAGCGCCAAUAUAGCUUUGGCUGCCUAUGAACACAAGUGGUAUGAAGGCGGCCUGAGAUACAGAAAAGAUCUGGUCUUUGUAAUGGCUAGGGCCCAGCGUCCAACCGAAAUAUCAGCCAAGGGUAUUAUUAUAAUUUCCUUUGAUACCUUCAAGACGUUGAUGUCCAUUACAUACCGAUUCUAUGCGGUCAUACGUCAAAUUGUGGGGAAGUAGGGUAGUCUUGGUACCCUAUCUAUAUUUUAGAAAA
This is a messenger RNA of Drosophila kikkawai, 1225 nucleotides long. RefSeq names its product Odorant receptor 49a. NCBI's taxonomy places the organism in Eukaryota, Metazoa, Arthropoda, Insecta, Diptera, Drosophilidae. The record is from RefSeq and is a predicted model, not a curated record. Gene Ontology annotation, biological process: sensory perception of smell; detection of chemical stimulus involved in sensory perception of smell. Gene Ontology annotation, molecular function: olfactory receptor activity; odorant binding. Gene Ontology annotation, cellular component: plasma membrane.